CCUCCCCUUCAGUCUUGCACAGGUGUACCUGCUCCUCCCCUUCAGUCUUGCCCAGGUGUACCGGCUCCUCCCCUUCAGUCUUGCCCAGGUGUAGCGGCUCCUCCCCUUCAGUCUUGCACAGGUGUACCGGCUCCUCCCCUUCAGUCUUGCCCAGGUGUACUGGCUCCUCCCCUUCAGUCUUGCCCAGGUGUACUGGCUCCUCCCCUUCAGUCUUGCCCAGGUGUACCGGCUCCUCCCCUUCAGUCUUGCCCAGGUGUACCGGCUCCUCCCCUUCAGUCUUGCACAGGUGUACUGGCUCCUCCCCUUCAGUCUUGCUCAGGUGUAUUGGCUCCUCCCCUUCAGUCUUGCACAGGUAUACUGGCUCCUCCC
Molecule: messenger RNA, 369 nt
Organism: Staurois parvus
Lineage: Eukaryota; Metazoa; Chordata; Amphibia; Anura; Ranidae
Source: the annotation of a GenBank genome assembly